Messenger RNA from Mollisia scopiformis, 675 nucleotides. RefSeq lists its product as uncharacterized. The record is from RefSeq and is a predicted model, not a curated record. NCBI's taxonomy places the organism in Eukaryota, Fungi, Ascomycota, Leotiomycetes, Helotiales, Mollisiaceae. The coding region runs from base 1 to 675 and encodes 224 amino acids. The transcript has a single exon.
AUGUGCACGGCUAAGACUCUUUCAGAUGAAGCAUCGGUGAACAACUUCACUCUACUUGGACUACGAACUUCCGGCAGAAACAAACAUAAGCACUCAAUCAACAAGAUGGCACCUAACAAGCGAAACAUCUUUACCAUACUCUUCGCCAUACUACUCCUCCUCGCGUCGGCGAGCGCCGCACCAUACCUGAAUUCAAGCAGCACAUCUGUCGAAGAACUUCAUUCCAGAGGCGCCUCAGAUUACCGCGCCUAUCUUGUCAAUGCACUGCUCUGCAAAGCAAACCCAACCAAUCUCAACAUGUGCACACUUGCAACAAUUGACAUACAAAUUCCAAUUCCGUCCGGCUACGCCUACGACGGUGUCGCGAUUUAUGUUUUUGACCACAAUUGCGUGGUCAUUGGAUACAACCCUCAAGUUGAUAGAAAGCAACUCAACGGACAAGCCGAAAACGAUUGUUUCGGAAUGUCUUCGGAACUGCCUCACUAUGUUAUCGUCUGUCAGAGUGGCCUUUGGUUUCCGGAUCCUAUUGGUGCAAUGGGAAUCUGGUAUAAUGGAGAAUUUGUGGCUCCUAGUGAAGACACGGCGAAUCUCGUGGCAGGAUACACUGGUAUUGGUACUGCGCAAGACGAUGUUUGGUGGAAUUAUGCUUGGGCUCGCGUAGCUUUCCCCUGCUGA